Molecule: messenger RNA, 2762 nt
Organism: Gastrolobium bilobum
Lineage: Eukaryota; Viridiplantae; Streptophyta; Magnoliopsida; Fabales; Fabaceae
Product: G-type lectin S-receptor-like serine/threonine-protein kinase At4g27290
Exons: 7
Coding region: 147-2582 (811 amino acids)
Biological process (GO): protein phosphorylation; recognition of pollen
Molecular function (GO): protein serine/threonine kinase activity; ATP binding
Source: RefSeq, a predicted model, not a curated record
AUAUUCCUGAACAUGUAGCUAAGCUUGGAGGUGUUUUUCUAUUUCCUCUGGGUUUGCAUUACCUAGCACUAAAAUCAGACCAACCACUUGUUUUUAAGAAAGAAAAUACCCUCUUACAUACACCACACAAAACCGUACCAAAAUCAAUGGAAAGCUUUAAAAGUUCCGUUAUGUACUCUUUGUUUCUCUCCUUCGUAAGCAUGUCCUCCGCAGUGGACAUGAUAACUCCAAGCCAACACAUCCAAGACGGUAAGAAUGAAACCUUGGUUUCUACAAAUGGAACCUUUGAAGCAGGAUUCUUCAGCCCUGAAAAUUCAAAAAGCCGUUAUGUUGGAAUAUGGUACAAAGUUUCUCCAAUAACAGUUGUAUGGGUAGCCAACAGAGAAACACCACUCAAUGACUACUCAGGAGUUUUGGGAUUAGACAGUGAUCAAGGAAUUCUUAGUAUUAUGGAUGGUACAGGAGCCAAAAUCUGGUCCUCAAAUGCAUCAAAGACAGCAAAGAAACCAAUUGUGGUUCAGCUGUUGGAAUCAGGAAACUUAGUUGUGAAAAAUGGACAUAACUUGGAGGGGAUUUUAUGGCAAAGUUUUGAUUAUCCUAGUGACACUCUUCUCCCAGGAAUGAAAAUUGGAAGCAACUUAAAAACAGGUCAGUAUUGGGCUCUGAAAUCUUGGAAAUCUCUGGAAGAUCCUACUCCAGGUGAUUAUUCAUUUCAUAUUGACACUCAUGGGCUUCCUCAAAUAGUUAUAACAAAGGAGGGUACAGUAGUUUAUAGAUCAGGGUCAUGGAAUGGUCUUAGUAUUACAGGAACCCCAGAUCUAAUAACUGACAAAAAUUUUAAAUAUCUUUUUGUGACAAAUAGAGAGGAAGUCUUUUAUGAGAUUGAACUCCUAAAUAGUUCAGUUAUCAUGAGAAGCAGAUUGACUCCAUUUGGCUAUCAAAUACGUUUCACUUGGUCAUAUCAGAAACAAAGUUGGGACCAACAACAACCUGGCCCGUUUGAUCAGUGUACAAAUUAUGCCUUGUGUGGUACAAAUACUAAUUGCAACGCCAGCAACACUCAACCCUGUGAAUGCUUGACAGGAUUCAAAGCCAAAUCUACAGAUUCAGCAGGUAAGUUUGGUGGUUGUGUUAGAACUACCCCACUGGACUGUAAUAAAGGAGAUAGUUUUUAUACGUACGAGGGAAUGAAAUUGCCAGACACAUCUUCAUCGUGGUAUGAUAAGACCAUUACUUUAAAGGAAUGUGAGAGAUUAUGUUUGAGCAACUGCUCUUGCACUGGAUAUGCUAAAUUGAAUGUUAGUGGCAUGGUAAGUGGCUGUUUGCAUUGGUUUUCUGAUGUUGUUGACAUGAGGAAACUCCCUCUGGGAGGACAAGAUUUUUACUUACGAGUGACUGCACCUUCACAGAUAGAUCACCGCGUCAACAAGAAGAAACUAGUAGGAAUAGUGGUUGGCUGUACUGUGUUCAUCAUUGGCAUUACAGUAUUUGGAGUGAUAUUAUGCAUUAGGAAGAAGAAACUCACGCAGCAAGAGACAAUUAACAGGAUGGACAAGAGUCAGAAGGGUGACAUUGAUUUACCAAUGUUCGAUUUUUUAACCAUUUCUAAUGCCACAAAUCAAUUUUCACAUAUUAACAAAUUGGGACAAGGUGGCUUUGGACCAGUGUACAAGGGUAUAUUAUCAGAUGGGCAAGAGAUUGCAGUUAAGAGGCUUUCCAAAAGUUCAGGACAAGGUUUGGAGGAGUUCAAAAAUGAAGUCAUGUUGAUUGCAAAACUUCAACACCGCAAUCUUGUUAAGCUUCUUGGUUGUUCUAUUCAGCAAGAAGAGAAGUUGUUGAUUUAUGAAUUCAUGCCCAAUAGAAGCUUGGACUACUUUAUUUUUGAUUCAACAAGACGUAAAGUAUUAGGCUGGGCUAAGCGAUUAGAAAUUGUUGGUGGAAUUGCUAGAGGACUUCUUUAUCUUCAUGAAGACUCUAGACUAAAGAUCAUUCACAGAGAUCUAAAAACCAGCAACGUUCUUCUUGAUAGUAAUAUGAAUCCAAAAAUAUCAGAUUUUGGUAUGGCUAGGACAUUUGAACUAGACCAAGAUGAAGCAAAUACAAAUAGAGUGAUGGGAACAUAUGGUUAUAUGCCUCCAGAAUAUGCUGUGCAUGGAUCUUUUUCAGUCAAAUCUGAUGUCUUCAGCUUUGGUGUGAUUGUGUUGGAGAUAAUUAGUGGGAGGAAGAACAGGGGAUUUUCUGAUCCACAUCGUCACCUUAAUCUUCUUGGACAUGCAUGGAGACUAUGGAUUGAAGAAAGGCCAAUUGAACUUAUGGAUGAGUUAGUGGAAGAUUCAACCGGUUCAUCUGAUAUAUUAAGAUAUAUUCAUAUUGGUUUGUUAUGUGUACAACAAAUACCAGAGGAUAGGCCAAACAUGUCAUCUGUGGUUUUAAUGUUGAAUGGUGAGAAGUUAUUGCCAGAGCCAAGUCAACCUGGGUUCUACACAGGAAGAGAUCAUCCAACCCAAACAGAUUCUUCUUCAAGAAAUUGUGAAGAGUAUUCGCGCAAUGAAAUUUCUGACUCAUUAUUGGAGGCAAGAUAAGAAAAACCAGAACUGGUAGGGCAAUAGAAGUAACUUCCAAUCUCAAAAAUACCACAUGUGUGGAACAUAUAUAUAGUAAUGUCUCUAAAACUUAUAUCAAACCCCUUUCUUUGUAAAUAAUUGCCAGUUCCCGAAAAAAAAAUUUAGUAACAUUGUCCUAAACAGAGAGUGGUCCAGGAA